AUGGUGAUGGCCAAUGGCACAGUCUUUAUGCCAUCCAUACUGACACUGAUUGGGAUCCCUGGCCUGGAGUCUGUUCAGUGCUGGAUUGGGAUUCCAUUCUGUGCUAUAUAUGUCAUUGCCCUCAUUGGGAAUUACAUACUCCUAGUGAUCAUUCAAUCUGAACAUAGUCUUCACAAGCCCAUGUACCUCUUUCUAGCCAUGCUGGGAAUCACUGACAUUGCUCUUAGCACUUGCAUUCUUCCCAAGAUGUUGGGUGUUUUUUGGUUUCAUCUGCAGGAGAUCCAGUUUGAUGUAUGUCUGCUGCAGAUGUGGCUUAUCCACACGUUCCAGUGCAUAGAGUCUGGUAUCCUCUUGGCUAUGGCUGUGGACCGCUAUGUAGCCAUCUGUGACCCCCUGAAACAUGCCACCAUCUUUACCUCACAACUUCUCACUCAGAUAGGGGUUGGAGUCACUCUGAGAGCAGGUAUCCUUAUGGCCCCCUGCCUUUUGCUCAUUAAAUGUCGACUUAAAUAUUACCGAACCACUGUCAUCUCUCACUCCUACUGUGAGCACAUGGCCAUUGUGAAGCUGGCUGCUGAGGACAUCCAAGUCAACAAGGCUUAUGGUCUGUUUGUGGCCUUUUCUAUCCUGGGAUUUGAUGUCAUCUUGAUCCUCUUGUCCUAUGUUCGGAUCUUCAUUGCUGUCUUCCAUCUGCCCCAGAAGGAGGCUCGACUCAAGGCCUUCAAUACUUGUAUUGCCCAUAUUUUUGUCUUCUUGGAGUUCUACAUUCUCGCCUUCUUCUCCUUUUUCACUCACAGGUUUGGGUUCCAUAUCCCCCCCUAUGUCCAUAUCCUUAUCUCUAACCUUUAUCUCCUAGUUCCACCUCUUCUUAACCCCAUUGUUUAUGGAGUAAAGACCAAGGAGAUCAGGGAACAGGUAGUUAAAUUGAUCAGUUUCAAGAACUCAGCCUAA
This is a messenger RNA of Trichosurus vulpecula (common brushtail), 951 nucleotides long. RefSeq names its product olfactory receptor 52A5-like. Gene Ontology annotation, biological process: G protein-coupled receptor signaling pathway. The record is from RefSeq and is a predicted model, not a curated record. Gene Ontology annotation, cellular component: membrane. NCBI's taxonomy places the organism in Eukaryota, Metazoa, Chordata, Mammalia, Diprotodontia, Phalangeridae. The transcript has a single exon. Gene Ontology annotation, molecular function: olfactory receptor activity; G protein-coupled receptor activity. Bases 1 to 951 code for a protein of 316 amino acids.